This is a messenger RNA of Thamnophis sirtalis, 282 nucleotides long. The record is from RefSeq and is a predicted model, not a curated record. NCBI's taxonomy places the organism in Eukaryota, Metazoa, Chordata, Lepidosauria, Squamata, Natricidae.
UCCAGGGCCAUGGAGGAGGUGGUAGCUCGGGCCAUAUCCAAAGGGAUCUCAGAUGGCAUGGUACAGCGGGCGGCCCAGUUGCCCUCUGUGGCGCACAAGCCAGCCCCCAGUCAGGCCAAGAUCCCCAAGGCUUCUGAAGCUAGGGCACCCUCUCCUGCCCCCACGGGCCUUAGUGAGGUGUCAGAUCAGGAGGAGCCUGAGGUAGAAGUUCCGGUCCUAUCGGAGGAUGAGGAACCUGCCGCUGAACAGGCCACGGGCUCAGCCCUAUUCAAUCCGGCCAUG